UUCAUCCUAAAACUGUUGGAAACUCAAAAAUUAUUAGUCAUAAUAAAAAAAGUUUUCAUUUUUAGCUAGCAGAGUCUUUCCAUGAAAAUGUAUUCAAUUUUCCUUUGAAAUAAAGCAGAAAUUGUGUGACUACUCCUAACUGGAAACUUAGCUUUGAGCCAGGGUGGGAAACAUGAGUAUUUUCAAAUAACACCACAAUUUCCAACCUAUUCCCUCAACUACAAUUUUUUUAAUGUCUUUCAAAGCUUCAGGAUGGUAAAACUAAGUAAGUAGUGAAGUUGGAAGCCCACACAAUAUGUUUUAAACAUCCUAACCUCUCUAAACUGAAGCACAGGGAGUUGAAGCCCCCAGACAAAGCUUGUCUAUCUUAAUCCUACCCAAGGAAAUACAGGAGGUUGAUGGAACUAAAACCCAGCUCUCCUCUUCUACCAUCAUAGCCUCUGUCCCACACUGCGGCCUGUUAAACUAAAAUACUGUCCACACGUGCACAGAACAUACACCUAGGAAGAAACAGUCCAUCCCCAAAAGAGUUUACAUUCAAAGGAGACAAGACAGACAAAUGGAGGGAGGGGAAAGAGAGGCAGAAGUGACUGCCCCAAGGUCACAGUGAAGGUCAGUGGCAGAGCCAAGAGUAGAACCCAAGUCUCAUGACUGCCACUGACCCGCACAGUACAGACAUAAAGUCACAGAGGGAAACAAUACAACCUAGCAGUAACUGAGCAAUGCUACCAGCCCAUCAUCACCCAGAGAUGGAAAUGCAACUACGAUUUGGUGCCAUAAAUCAAUGUGUAAACAGGCAGCUGGCCGUCUGUGUGGUGUUGGGAUGGAAUCAUCACAGAGGAGCUGCCAUAUGGGACUCCGGAUAAGUCUACACUGCAUUUCCCAGGAAAGUGAGAAUCAGGCUGUGUGGGCAUUUUAGUUUCAUGGCCAAGUUAUCAGCCUGGUGUCUGUAGCACUAGGGACAAAACGUUGGCUAACAUUGUUGGAUUUGGGUUGUACUUUGUUCCAUCCUCCAUACUACAUUUGAUCAAACCACAUAUUGGGCCAGAUCCUCAGAUGGUGUAUACUGAUCGAGCUACAUUGACUUUAAGGGAGUGAUGCUAAUUUAUACUCCUGUGAUAACACAGCAAAGUAGUGCUCUGUUUGUGAGCAUUGAGGAACACUAGCUACGCCAGUCAAUAGAAGUGAUGAAUGCUGUGCACCUUUGACAUUCACAUCAUGAGAGAUUAUGGAGAGGGGAAUCAGGGUCACUCCGUCUCUCACUAUAAUCCUGACCAUUGCCCUUGUCUUUCCCUCUACCAGCAAGACACUAUGAACUAAGAAAGAAAAUGUCCAACCAAACCAACAUAACUGAGUUCCUUCUCCUGGGUUUCUCUGACAUUCGGGAGUUGCAGAUUUUGCACUUUGUGAUGUUUCUAGUGAUUUAUCUGGCAGCCAUGAUCGGGAAUCUUCUCAUCAUCAUGGUUGUAGCCCUAGACCACCACCUUCACAGCCCCAUGUACUUCUUCCUGAUGAAUUUGUCCAUCCUAGACCUUGGCACAAUCUCUGUCACCAUCCCCAAAUCCAUGGCUAAUUCCCUCAUGAACACCAGGUCCAUUUCCUAUUGUGGAUGUGUCGCCCAAGUCUUUUUCCUCAUCUUCCUUGCUGUAUCUGACUUCGCCUUACUCACUGUCAUGGCGUACGAUCGAUAUGUUGCCAUCUGCAAACCACUGCACUAUGAGACUAUAAUGAACAGGAGAGCUUGUGUCCAAAUGGCAGCCAGUGCCUGGAUCAGUAUAAUUGUCUAUUCUUCAUUGCACACCAGGAACACAUUUGCAAUCUCCUUCUGUGGUGGCAAUGAGGUGGAUCAGUUCUUCUGUGAAAUUCCCCAGCUACUCAAGCUCGCCUGCUCUGACAUGUAUCUUGGUGAAGUUGAGGUACUCAUCUUGAGUGCAUGCUUAGGCUUAAGCUGUUUUGUUCUUAUAAUUCUGUCAUACACUCAAAUCUUCAAAACAGUGCUGAGAAUCCCCACUGAGCAGGGUCGGCAUAAAGCCCUAUCCACUUGCCUCCCUCACCUCAUUGUGGUCUCCUUGUUUGUUUCCACUGGCAUCUUUGCAUACUUGAAACCCACCUCCAGCUCUCCAUCAGGUCUGGAUCUCAUGGUGGCUGUUCUUUAUUCUGUGCUGCCACCAGUGAUGAAUCCGAUCAUCUACAGCAUGAGGAACAAGGAAAUCAAAGCUUCCCUGAGGAAAUUCAUUGGAUGGAGGUUAUUCAGCAAGAAUAAAGAGUCUAUAUUUCUUUUAUGAACAUUGAUUUUAUCUGUGUUUCUUUACAAACACAAUCCACUGAUGACACUUUGUUUUGUCCCCAUAAGAAUAUGCUGUGUGAUUUUUUUCUUUUUUAAUCCAAAAUGCUGUAUUUAUAGUGGUAAAUCCAGACUCGCUCCACUAAGUCAAUGGAGUUAUUCUAGGUUUAUACCAAUGUAAGUAAGAUGUCUAUUAACACGUCUCCAGUCAUAGGGAAGGAGGCAGGGGAUGGGGUGGUUAAUGGAUUACAGAUUGUUGUAAUAAGCCAUAAAUCCAGUGUCUUUAUUCAGUCCAUGAUUUUUGGCAUCUAGCAACGUUAUGAAUUUAAGAUCCCAGGCCCAUCCCUUGAAGGUGUUGUACAAGUUUCCUUUGGGAGUAGGACUGAGAGAUCAGAUAUAGAAUAUUUUUGCAGAUGUAGAAUGAUCACUUUAUGAAAAGUAUUCACCCACAGGCAAUAGGGUGUUUUUGUCUUUUAUUAUUUUCCUGUGUGAGUUCAUUCAAGAGUAUAGUGAUUGUUUGGUUUCACCCACAUAAUUGUUAUUGGGGCAUUUAGUGCACUGGAUGAGGCAUGCCCCAUGUUGUAAUAGGUAUGUGUAGGACCCAUGAAUCUUGACAGAUAUUUUGUGGGGGGUGCUGAUCAUCAUAGCAGUGGAGAUAUGUCUGCAGGUUUUAUAUCUGUUGUUCUGGCUGCAUUGGUGUGUCCUGUUCUGUGGGGAGCUUGGUUCAGAGGAUGAGCUUGAAGCAGUUGGAAGGUUGUCUGAGGGCCAGAAAAGGGAGUUCUGGAAAGAUUUCUUUCAACAUGUGGUCCCCAUUGAGGAUGGAUUGUAAUUGUUUGAGGAUACCCUGUGUAGUCAACAGGCCAAUUCACCUUAAGUGGUCCCUUGAAAUAUAUGUUUACUAUUUACACUAAACAAUCUGUUCCAGUUUGUAUUUAGCUGUAACACUCUG
Molecule: messenger RNA, 3233 nt
Organism: Gopherus evgoodei (Goodes thornscrub tortoise)
Lineage: Eukaryota; Metazoa; Chordata; Testudines; Testudinidae
Product: olfactory receptor 14A16-like
Exons: 1
Coding region: 1329-2285 (318 amino acids)
Biological process (GO): G protein-coupled receptor signaling pathway
Cellular component (GO): membrane
Molecular function (GO): olfactory receptor activity; G protein-coupled receptor activity; odorant binding
Source: RefSeq, a predicted model, not a curated record